AGGUGAUCUGAUCAGAGAUGCUGAGCUGAGAGCAGAGAGAUCACCAACACAUCCCACUGCAGACCACAGGCUCUCUCUCUCUCUCUCUCUCUCCCUCUCCCACAGACACACACACAAGGCUUUGCAUUCACAGAGUACCAGAGAACUCGGGCGGUUGCAUUGGCCAUUGACGAGACCAUAUCUCUGCGAGACAAAGGCAAACCCGAGGCUUUCAUCACACCGGCAAUGUGGACUUGGGGAACCGAAGCAUCCUCUGCACCACAUUAAAAUAAGAAGAAUCUCUUCCAAAGUCAAGGCGAUUGAACACCAGGAUCGGCACACUAUUCCAUGCUGUUGUACCUUAAGGUGUUAAGCUUCAGUGUCCCUGCAAGAUGCCGGAACAGAGUAACGAUUACAGGGUGGUGGUGUUUGGAGCUGGAGGUGUGGGCAAGAGCUCGCUGGUACUGAGGUUCGUGAAGGGGACAUUUCGGGAGAGCUACAUCCCCACCAUCGAAGACACCUACAGGCAGGUGAUCAGUUGCGACAAGAGCAUCUGCACUUUGCAGAUCACGGACACCACAGGUAGUCACCAGUUUCCAGCCAUGCAGCGCCUCUCCAUCUCCAAAGGGCACGCGUUCAUCCUGGUAUACUCCAUUACCAGCAAGCAGUCGCUGGAAGAGCUCAAACCCAUCUACGAGCAGGUGUGCCAGAUCAAGGGGGAAGUGGAACACAUCCCAGUCAUGCUGGUGGGCAACAAGUGCGACGAGAGUCUGAGAGAGGUGCAGGCCAGCGACGGAGAGUCCCAAGCCAAGCGUUGGAAGUGCGGCUUCAUGGAGACCUCGGCCAAGACCAACCACAACGUGAAGGAGCUAUUCCAGGAACUGCUCAACCUGGAGAAGCGCAGGGCAGUCAGCCUGCAGAUCGAUGGCAAGAAAUCCAAGCAGCAAAAGAGGACAGAGAAACUCAAGGGGAAGUGUGUGGUUAUGUGAGUGAGCUCUUGGCACAAGAAAAUAAGCAACUCUAAACCACCCAAUACCUUUUCGGAUCAUAAAACACAACACACAAACACACACAUACCGAAACCAAUACAAAUAAAUCAAGCUGAGAAAGUAAAGGGAAAAUGUGUGGUUAUGUGAAUGAGCUCUUGGCAUAAGAAAAUAAACCACGCAAACCACCCAAUAUCUUUCCGGAUCAUAAAACAGCAACACAUUACAUUUGUAUAGCACCUUUUACUUUGGGAGGAUGUCCCAAAGC
Messenger RNA from Callorhinchus milii (elephant shark), 1233 nucleotides. RefSeq names its product GTP-binding protein Di-Ras2. Gene Ontology annotation, molecular function: GTP binding; GTPase activity; GDP binding. The record is from RefSeq and is a predicted model, not a curated record. Lineage: Eukaryota; Metazoa; Chordata; Chondrichthyes; Chimaeriformes; Callorhinchidae. The transcript has 3 exons. Gene Ontology annotation, cellular component: plasma membrane. Gene Ontology annotation, biological process: signal transduction. The coding region runs from base 372 to 968 and encodes 198 amino acids.